Molecule: messenger RNA, 1263 nt
Organism: Papaver somniferum (opium poppy)
Lineage: Eukaryota; Viridiplantae; Streptophyta; Magnoliopsida; Ranunculales; Papaveraceae
Exons: 2
Coding region: 1-1263 (420 amino acids)
Source: RefSeq, a predicted model, not a curated record
AUGAGGGAGCCUGAAAUAACUAGGAACCCUAUCCAUAAGGUCAAUAGAGUUGAUAAUGGGUCUGAUAUCCUUAGACGUCUAGAGGCCUUAGAGAUGAACCAUGGGUCCAACCAGACUAUGAGCUGUAAUAGUGAGCCCAGAACCUAUCCAUCUACCAUUUGUGGUGAUCAAAGUCAUAUUGGACCUCAUUGUCCCUUGUUUUACCCAAGUGAAACUACCCGUGACCAGACAUUUCCUAUCCAAACGACUCCAAACCCUAAAGGAGUUAACCAGGGUAAUAGAUCAGGUAGUUCUAACCACAAUGAGCAUACCAAAGCAGUUAUCACCCUUAGGAGUGGUAAAACUCUAGAGAACUCAGUAGAACCACCCAAGGAUAGUAGUCUGGCUGAAAAUGAGACAGAGGUUGACCAAACUUCGUCUAAGGACCCUAAUGGGCCUGAAAGUUCUAAGAGUCCAAGUGAGGAAGAUAUCCCUGAGAGAGUGUACAUACCACCUGCACCAUUUCCUCAGAGACUCGCUAAGAAAAAGCCUAAUACAUAUGCUGAAAUCCUAGACAUCUUUAAGAAAGUUAAGGUCAACCUGCCCUUGUUAGAUGCAAUUAAACAUGUACCGGCUAUGGCCAAGUUCCUAAAAGAGAUGUGCACCGUAAAGAGAGACGCGAGUGUCCAUAAGAAGGCCUUUUUGACCCAAUAUAUUAGUUCCAUAAUCUCACAAAAGUACCCAGUAAAAUUUAAAGAUCCUGGUUGUCCUACUGUCACAUGUGUCAUAGGUAAACAAACGAUAGACAAUGCUCUAUUAGAUCUUGGGGCUAGUGUGAAUCUUUUACCUUUCUCGGUAUAUGAACAACUUGGACUAGGUAAGAUGAAACCAACUAGGAUAACACUACAGUUAGCCGAUAGGUCAGUCAAAAUACCACGUGGAAUUAUUGAAGUAUUUUUGGUUCAGGUAGAAAACUUUAUCUAUCCAGUUGACUUUGUAAUUUUAGACACUCAACCUGUCUCUAGUCAAGAUCUCAAUAUCCCAAUCAUCCUAGGUCGUCCGUUUCUAGCCACUGCAAAUGUUGUCAUACAUUGUCAAAUUGUCCUAGUAGAAUUUUCCUUUGGGAAUCAGAAAAUCUCAGUGAACGUUUUUAAGGCGUUACAAGCCCCACCGGACCCCGAACACUACGAGUCUAUAUGCAUGAUUGAUUCUCUAGUUGAGAAUACCUUUACCACCAAUAGUGUUAGCGAUCCUUUAGAGGCGUGCUUGGCCCACCUACUAUGA